AGGAUGGCGCCAAUGAAGAACGUGGGCGGCCCAAAAGGAAAAGGGCCUGCCAAGAAGACGCCGGCGAAGCGUCCCCUCCCUCCCAAGGGAUCGUCUUCGGAGGAGGAGGAUGUUUCUGCCGAGGAUUUGAAUGAGUUAUUGGCCAGGAUGGACAAAUACGAAAGGGAGAGAGGGCUGGCAGUGAGGGAGGCUGGUUUGCGCCYGGCGCGGCACGCUAGUAGAAAGCAAAUUUUUAAAAGCCUGCUCUCUCGCAUGUCUGUUUUAGAAGCCAGCCGACAGCCGGGGAGGGGAGAUGGUGAGCAGUCCAGCCAAGUGGUCUUCAAUCAGGUUGUUGAAGAUCCUCCGGUUGUGACGAUUAGUCAAGUUCAAGACGCCGUGAGCCAGAUGGCUGGGGAAAAAUCACCGCCAGCUACACCGGUCAGCUCAAUUUCUGCAGCGAAAGCAGCGCCAGCCGCCGUUGAGYGGGCUGGUCCGGAUGGGUCAUCUCCUCUGSCGAUAUCGGUUACGGCRGAGCCGGUGCCAGGGGGUCAGCUUGUGACGCAGGGCGGCGGUGUUGAGGGUCCGUCAACUUCCACAGAUGGAGCGCUUCAGGCUGUUGGCACCCGGCGCGGACGUAUGUGCGGAGACCAUGCCAGACCAUCUCUGGAGGGUUGGAGAGACGAGACAGCAUUAGGUCUUACUGGGCUGGCACAUAGAAGAAGGGUCCUGAUAUGCGGACACAGUUAUGUCUUUUGGGCAGGGAGAGAAGCCCACAGGACUGCCUAUGGCCAGCAUUUGGGUCUCGCUUCCACGGCGGCGGUGGAAUGGAGAGGCAAGAGAGGCCUACGUUGGGACGSUUUGUGCCCCUUGUUGUUCAAUGCCGGGAGUGUUUUGCCUCCUGAUGUUUUAGUUAUCCACCUCGGUGGUAACGACUUGGGCCUGUUAACAGGCAAAGCCCUCUUUUUACAGGCGCGGGCUGACAUUAGAAAGAUUUGCACUGCAGGAUCCAUUGGCUGUGUGCAUUUUGUAGCUGCCACAGUUCUAAGUCAUCUUGUAGCUGCAUUAAAUGAGCCCUAA
This is a messenger RNA of Anolis sagrei ordinatus, 1056 nucleotides long. The record is from RefSeq and is a predicted model, not a curated record. Lineage: Eukaryota; Metazoa; Chordata; Lepidosauria; Squamata; Anolidae.